Molecule: messenger RNA, 3588 nt
Organism: Mycena citricolor
Lineage: Eukaryota; Fungi; Basidiomycota; Agaricomycetes; Agaricales; Mycenaceae
Source: the annotation of a GenBank genome assembly
CGCGCCUCUCCAACGAGCACCAUGGCCAAGCGUGCGGCACGCGAUUCUGACGAUGAAGGUCCGUCAGUUGAAGGAACCCCAGCUUCAAAACGCGCCCGCACGGUAGAUAGCGAUGCGGAUGAGCCCAUGCGCUCGUCUACGCGUUCACGCGGCAACAACGGUAACACGCGCCGCGCGCAGAACAAGAAUUCCGAUCCCUCCUCUUCUGAAGAGGAAGAAGAGGGUGCGCCUUCCGAGAACGAGGAGGAGGAGGAGGAACGUAUUCGUGCCUCUAUCGAGAGGAAGAGUAAGACGACUGGAGGUAUCGCGGAGUACGGCAUCAUUGAAGCUAUCGAGAUGAAGCAGUUUAUGUGUCACAAACAUCUCUCCUUUACAUUUGGGCCUCAAAUCAACUUCAUUAUCGGUAUGUCUUGAUUGUAUGGAUGGAGCUCUGUUGAAUCCUUUCCAAGGUCACAACGGAAGCGGCAAGAGUGCGGUGCUUACCGGUAUCACUGUUGCGCUUGGUGGAAAGGCCAAUGCGACAGGUCGCGGUAAUGGCCUCAAAUCCUUCAUUCGCGAAGGCCAAAACGCGGCGGACGUGACUAUCUCCAUUAAAAACCGCGGAGACGAAGCCUACAAGCACGAUGUAUACGGGGAUUCUAUCGUCAUCAACCGGCAUUUCACCAAGGAAGGCAGCAGUUCAUGGAAGAUCAGGAGCAAAAGUGGCCAGAUCAUCAGCACCAAGAAGGACGAGCUGGCUGCGAUUUGCGAUCACAUGAACAUCCAAGUCGACAACCCAAUGAAUGUGCUUACGCAAGAUGCGGCUCGUCAGUUCUUGAGUGCUUCUUCGGCCACUGACAAGUACAAGUUCUUUCUUAAGGGCACACAACUUUCGCAACUGUCUGAAGAGUACGAGACCUGCAUGGCAAACAUCUCUACGACUGCCAAAGUUCUUGCGCAGAAGAAAGAAGCACUUCCAGAUUUGGAGCAGGCCCUGAAGGAGGCCAAUGCACGAUUCGAGGAGGCUGACUGGGCCCGCCAACAGGCUCAGAGAGUUGACGAGCUGAAGAAAGAACUUGCCUGGGCGCACGUCAAUGUCAAAGAGAAAGAGGUCGAGGACAAGACCGUGGAAGUGACCAGGUUAGGUCGCGGCCCAGCAAAGGCUCAAGAGAAGAUAGACGAAGCUGAAGCAAACUUGCUCGUUGCGACGGACAGGUUGGUCACCUCCGAAAGAGAACACGAUGCUUUGCCUAGCGCCGACGACUUGCAGGCGAAGCUGGCGACGGCGCGCGCAAACGUCAAGGAGAAGACCACUAAUGCUACCGAAAUGGCGAGAGAGAUGGAGAAUAUCGCCAACCAGAUCGGUGGCCUGAACACACAAGUCAAAGAAUAUCAAGAGAAUAUUGACGCAGAGAAGGCCCGAAUUGCUGCCAAUAAUGAAGGAAAGCGUAAAGAUUAUGAAAGACGACUCGAGGCUGCUCGCAAAGACCACAAACAAGCUCAGGAGAUAAUGCGCUCCUGGGAACAGCAAAAGGUCGCGGCUGAGGAGGAAAAGAGAAAGCUGGACAAUGAGGCUCAUGCGAGCCAGUCCUUACUGGACGACCUACACAGCCAAGUCCGUGACUGCGAGAGUGCGAUCGAGAACAGCAAGCGCGCAGAGAAGAAUCAAUUUGCUGCGUACGGAAAUCACAUCCAAGAGGUUAUCCAGGCUAUCAAACGAUCUCGAUGGCACGGCGAGGUCCCUCUUGGCCCUUUAGGAAUCUACGUUCGACUCAAGGACUCGCGCUGGACAGACCUCUUGCAGACACAAUUAGGGAAAACACUUUCCUCAUUCGCAGUGACUGACGGGCGCGACGUUGCACCUCUCAAGAAGAUCUUGAUGGAUUCAGGGAAUCCGAAAGUAACAAUCCAUUCCUUCCAGCCUGAUUUGUUUGACUUCAGUCGUGGGGAACCCGCCCCUCAUAUUUUGACUGUGCAUCGUGUUCUUGAGGUCUCUGAUCCUCAUGUGCUUCGUUUGCUUGUCAACUUGGCGUCGAUUGAAAGUCGCGUGCUUGCUUGGAAACGUAGCGAGGCGCGACCGCUGCUGAGGUCAGGACAGACUGCUUGGACUGGCGAUGGAUAUAUCGUGAAUCUAUUCCAUGGUGGAGAAUCAUCGGUCCCUAUUCAGUUCUCUCGUGGCAACGGUCUCAUGUUCGCCGGAAGUGCUGGCGGCGAACAACAUCGCCAAGCUGAGGUCAAAGCCGACUUGCUGCAACAAAUUGCGGCGGCGAAAGUGGAUCAGCAAGGCCUUCGCAGCCGAUGGACAGUUGCGCGAGAAAAAAUUGACGAGUGCGAGCGUAAAGCUCAUGACGCUUAUCAGCGGUCGGAUCGUUUCCAGCGAGCCAUCAAUGAACUGAAGGGACUACUGGAAGAUACGCAGCCGGCCAGCAUCACAGAGUUUGAGAAUGCGAUCGAGGAGGCCUUGAAAGAGAAGAAAGGCUACGAGGAGCAACUGCAGGCCGUUGACACGGCCCGCCUGGAAGCAGAUCAAGAAAGGAAAAGAGCUUUGACAGAGAGAGAUCAUAUCCUGAACAAGCUAAACGCUUGCGAGUCAAACAAGCAUGCUGCCCAGGAUCGAUGCACCAAAGCAGCGGAAGAUCAGACCAAAUAUCGGAAUCAUAUUGACCACUGGAAGAGGAAGCACGCAGAAGAGCAGGUCAAAGUAGAUAAGGCCCAGAAUCAAUUGGCCGCUCUUGAGAAAGAGUUUGAGGAAUGGACGCAGGGUGCCGAGGAGUUCUGUGAGCGUAUCGAGACAACACGAAGGCCAGCGGACCUCGAUCGCAUCCUGAAAGCAACCCAAGAGGCGCUGAGAGAUCGUGAGAAACGAAUCGGUGCCUCGGUUGAGACGAUGGCAGAUGAAGUAAAUAAGGCCAAAGAGCGAUUCGACAGAGCUAAGGAGGACUUGAAGCAAAUGCACGUCCUGAAUAAAGCCCUCAAGAGAUCUUUGGCCAUACGACUUGAUCGGUGGCAUGAGUUCAGACGACACAUUGCGACCCGGUGCAAAGUCGUAUUCGGAUAUCAUCUCUCUCAACGUGGAUACUUUGGCAAGGUUUUGUUUGAUCACGAGGACCAAACGCUCUUGCUCAAGGUCCAGACCGACGACCAAGCUGCUACUCAGGGCGCCUCACGUGACAAGGAUCCUCGCUCGCUGAGUGGAGGAGAAAAGUCAUUCUCGACCAUCUGCUUGCUCCUUUCGUUGUGGGAAUCCAUUGGCUGUCCGAUCAGAUGUCUGGACGAGUUCGACGUAUUCAUGGAUGCUGUUAACCGGCGCAUCAGCAUGAAGAUGAUGAUUGACACUGCGAACUCGUCCGAUAAGAAGCAAUAUGUGCUCAUCACACCCCAGGAUAUAUCAAACAUGAAGCCCAGCUCCAGCGUUAGAGUCAACCGCAUGUCUGAUCCAGAGCGAGGGCAGGGCAUCCUGCAGUUCGCUGGCUGAGAGAACUCACCGCCAUCAUGUAGCUAAUAUAUCCAUCUAAUCCCUAGUGUAUGGUCUCCCAAUCUACAGUAUGAUUCUUGCCCCGAUGUCAUCAAAUGUGACGUAACGAUAAUGAUGUUCCUGCUCUGCUUGCU